Brettanomyces nanus is the source of this 708-nucleotide messenger RNA. RefSeq lists its product as uncharacterized. The coding region runs from base 1 to 708 and encodes 235 amino acids. The record is from RefSeq and is a predicted model, not a curated record. The transcript has a single exon. NCBI's taxonomy places the organism in Eukaryota, Fungi, Ascomycota, Pichiomycetes, Pichiales, Pichiaceae.
AUGACGGUGCAGGUUCACCGGAUGAUACUAAUACCAUCCAAGGUGGGGGAUUUGGUUGUUAAGGGCCUUAUUUUCGAUAUGGACGGUACCCUGACCAAGCCACAAUCGUACAUGUUUAAAGAGAUGCGAGAGGCCUUGGAUAUAGUGGAUAAGCCAAUUGAUAUAUUGACGCAAUUGGAGAGUUUACCCCGAAUUCAGCGCGAGAUCGCUGCCAAGAGAAUCCAAGAUAUCGAGCACAGAGCCAUGCUCAAGAUGCAGCCUCAAAAGGGUGUCGAGGACUUAUUCAAGUUUCUUCAUGAGGAGACCGAUCUGAAAUUCACCAUAUGUACCAGGAAUCUCAUUACUCCUGUCAACUACUUGUUAGAUCAUUUCCUUGAUGGUAUCAAGUUGCAUGAGCCAAUUAUAACGAGAUCUUUUGACCCGCCGAAACCUUCUCCAAAACCACUUUUACAUAUAUCUGAGAGCUGGGGCAUUAAGCCCGAAAAUCUUAUUAUGAUUGGAGACUCUAGAGAUGAUAUGUUUGCAGGAUUACGGGCAGGAUGCUCCCUUGUUCUCAUGAGACAUAAGGAUAACGGUCAUCUCGUCGAAGAGAUUCCAGAAAUUGAUUACAUAGUUGAUGACUUCCAUCAAUUGAUAGAUAUUUUACAGAACGGGUUCGAAGUUAAACCCAAAGUGGCCAGGAAGAUGACCGGCUUUUCGGGAUAUUAG